AACUGGCCGUUUUUGCCAACUCGUUGUAAACUUGGAUGGGGAAGCUCGGGAGCUGCCUCCGCCCCAGGGGUCCUGCGCUCCGUGAGCGGCCACUGUUCGCCAGUAGGUCAGCGGCCGAAACUCCAGUAAAGGCCGUUUGCGUCCACGUCCGCCACCCCGCGCACGCGCGGACUGCACCGAGCCGGUGCCGGCGCCAGGUAACCAUAGAGUGCGGCCGGCAGGCAGAGGGGCCAGAAUCCGGGGCCAGUCCGUCCCCAGCUUCCGGCAGCACCUCGCUGGGCCGGGGGCGGUGGCAGCCGCGUUUGCAGUUUCCAUGGGGACUGAAGAUGGCGCCGCGAGGUAAAAGGUUGUCCUCCACCCCACUGGAAAUCCUGUUCUUUCUGAACGGGUGGUAUUAUGCUACAUACUUCCUGCUGGAACUCUUCGUAUUUUUGUAUAAAGGUCUCUUGCUACCAUAUCCAACAGCCAAUCUAGUACUGGAUGUGGUGAUGCUCUUCCUUUAUCUUGGGAUUGAAGUAAUUCGACUAUUUUUUGGUACAAAGGGAAACCUCUGCCAACGAAAGAUGCCACUUGGUAUUAGUGUGGCCUUGACCUUCCCAUCUGCCAUGAUGGCCUCCUAUUACCUGCUGCUGCAGACCUACGUGCUCCGCCUGGAAGCCAUCAUGAACAGCAUCUUGCUCUUCUUCUGUGGCUCAGAGCUGCUGCUUGAGGUGCUCACCAUGGCUGCUUUUUCCAGGGUUCCUCAGAAAACACGAUAGACUCAAUUCUGGAAGACCUUGGUGUAUGGAUUACUUUACCACUUUAAGAAAUACAAAAGGAUUCAACGAAUGCAAAACUGUCACAAGAUUUAAACGGUCUCUCUGGGCCAUAGAGCCUCAGUUCAAAGAAGUUUGUGGGAACUGUUCUGGUGUACAAGGCAGACUUGCUGAGGAUUCUGUUGAAGAUUUUAUUGAAGAAAACAAUGUAACAAGUUGUGUUUGGACUUAAUCUGCUAGCAACACCAAUUCACUUUACUCUUCAGAUGCUAAAACAGAAAAACAGAUUAAGGCCUGAGGUUUUUCUGAUUACCAAAUGAGCUGAUUUAUGCAGUUGAAGUAAAACCUAACUCUACAAAUUAAGUGAAAAGUACAAUGUUUUACAGGCACUAAUGUUGAAGGUUUUAUUCCAGGGAUAUCAAAAAAGAUGUAUUUCAUAUUGAAUUACCAGGAAGGAUUUUGUGUUGAAUAGCAUAAAAAUAACUGAGAUUGUCUCAUGAAGCUUCCUGGUUUACAAGAGAAUUUGCAUAAUUCUGAAUUUAAAUAAGGACUUCCCCACCUGUAUGCUCAUGUUCCUACCUGACAGCCCUUUUCCUGUUAUCUAAGGGAAGUAGUAAAGUUUAGAUUUAUUUUUUUCAAAUCAACCAUCAUUGUUUCUUUUCAUUGUAACUAAAGCUCAAAGUUUUUGACUUUGUAACUACUAUUUCCACAGUCCUCAUCUCACUCUCCUUCCCUUAACUGCCCACUGUCUUCAAUGACCAGGAAUGGAAACUCUUGAGCAUAGAAAUCCAUUUUCCCCAUUUGUCUCACUAAUCCUAACACUAAUCCUAGCAAACAGAAGUAGCUCAAUAAAUGUCUAUUGAUGAAAUUAAGGAGGAAAACAGGGCACACUGUGUAGAGGGCUUGUCUCAGUACAAGAACAGAAUGGGGAGAAACACUCAGAAUGGCAGCUCUCAGUCACUUUUCCAGAGUUGUUCUCCCCAGCCCAAGAGAGCACUGUCAAUCCCAAGACUCUCAAUAUAACAGCAGUAAAACAGCUCUGCAAAAGAGGCUUCUGCAGCACAUGCUGUAAGAGAUUCGGGAGUCAGCACCACAGGGUUCCACCUAGGAACUGUAUUUAUUUUCCCUGGGGAGCAAAGUACACGUGACAAGGUUUUUGUGCAUGGGUAAGCCUGGGGUAAAUCAAUGACAUUCUUAAAACAUUCUAAAACACAAUCUCUACUGGUUGCCUUGCUGUUAACAAUUCCAGCCAAACAGAGCUUUUACCACUUCCUUAGCAGCCUCCAAAUUACACUAAAACCAGCUUUGCUAAAAAUUAACUCAUUUGUGCAGAAAAAAGCACCCCUCCCCAGAUUUUCCCCAAGACGUAAAACAUUCAAAAUCUAUACUUUCUUCAACUUACCAAGUAUCAAAUAUAGUCUGUUUAGUGUAAAUGUCUACUAGGUUUUACACACCCUCUUUAGCUUAUCUUAGACUCAUAACAAAGUCCUGUUUAACUAAAGAGACCAGAGAAGAAAUUGUUGAGUCCAGUGACUUCUAACCUGACAAAGCAGUGACCACUGGACGAGGCCUGCUUCUUGCCUGCGACCUACAAGCUAUAUUGCUCAAGAAAUUAUGAAAUCUCAUUUCUCAGGCCAAAUAUGGUAGAUCUGUGGUCAAGGACAUCAUUCUACCCAUAUGCCAAAGUGAAUCAGCAGCACUGUUAUUAACCCAGAGAUAAGAAAAUUAAGGAGAAAAGGUUUUUUAUUAACAGAAAGACUAAUGGAGCCUCUUUUUGCUAUCUUGUAUUUAUCCGACUUGUUUGAAAUUUUGUAAAAAGUUUCCUAAGAAAUGUUGAUUUAACUGGCAACCACAUGUAGAUGACUUGUUUGCAUGAGAAGACAUGGGAGGAUAACUAAUAAAAGCAUACCUGGUGAAGCUGUA
Molecule: messenger RNA, 2678 nt
Organism: Vicugna pacos (alpaca)
Lineage: Eukaryota; Metazoa; Chordata; Mammalia; Artiodactyla; Camelidae
Source: RefSeq, a predicted model, not a curated record